AUGAUAUCAUCACAAAUACAAGAUGGAGAAACAGUUGGGAAAUAUUCUUGUCCAACAGCUAGCAAACGAUACCCGAGUGACGCUGCCAUAAUGAGCGUAUCAGAAACUGAAGAGAAGAAUGCUGUGGUAGUGGAGUUUUCCAGGGAUGUGGAGAGAGAAGUAGUGGUUGGGAUUUAUGCGAACGUAAUAAUUUGGCCCAUCGCAACUGCACUAUUCUGUUAUUUGGCAUAUACAUUGAACACUACUGGACUUCCUUAUGUGUUCAUUGAUGAGAAGUUCCAUGUUGACCAAACGUUAAGAUAUCUUAGAGGAAAAUGGUACUCUUGGAAUGGGAAAAUCACUACUCCUCCAGGCCUAUAUUUGUUGGGAUGGCUGCAAUAUCAUGCGACCAGAUUUAUAACUAAUUGGUCUACAUUAACUGUGCUACGCUUGACGAAUCUUAUUGGGGGUGUAAUUGUAUGGCCUUGGGUGGUAUUACGCCCGCUAUAUUUAUUCAAUGCAUUGGGGUUCUGGCCUGUAACAUUAAUGUGUUUCCCUUUGAUGGCUAGUUAUUACUUUUUGUAUUAUACGGAUAUAUGGUCUACCAUUUUCAUCGUCGAGUCAUUGAACUUGGCAUUGGUGUUACCGUUCGGAGAAACAGCUAGCAUUUGGAUGAGCGCCCUGUGUGGAUUGAUCAGUUGCCUCUUUAGACAGACUAAUAUUGUAUGGAACGUUUUAAUUAUGAUUCUUGUUGUGGAACGUCGUGCUAUGAUUGAGAAAAACUUCAAUACGUUGAAUUUCAACAAUUAUUUGAAGCUUGUGCUUCAUACACUGGAAAACUUCAAAUCUUUGGUACUUCCCUAUGCCAUCAACUUUGGUUUAUUCCUUGCAUUUUUAUUAUACAAUCGAUCAAUUACAUUAGGCGAUAAAAGUAACCAUGUUGCAGGAUUGCACAUCGUACAAUUUUUCUAUUGCUUGAUGUUUAUUGCUUUCUUUAGCGUACCGGUAUGGUUUUCAAAGCAAGUCACUCUAUCGUACUUGAUCAGGUUUGUCAUGAACCCUGUAAAGUAUCUAUUGGAGUUAUUGGGGAUUAUGUUGAUAAUACGGUACUUCACAGUGGUACAUCCAUUCCUUCUAGCUGAUAAUCGUCAUAUCACCUUUUACCUAUUCAAAAAACUGAUCGGAAGAAGUAGUUUGUUCAAGUAUUGUGUGAUGGCUCCAAUUUAUCAUUUCUCCGCGUAUGUCUACCUUGAAGUAAUGAGACCUAGCACGAUGAUAUUCCACCCUAUAUUGCCUAUUGAAAUUAAAAACCCAAUCGAUUUACCAAUUCAAUUGACACAUAUUUCGUGGACUGCCUUGAUUAUGUGCACAUUUAUGACGGUGGUUCCUUCUCCCUUGUUUGAACCUCGAUACUACAUCUUGCCAUUUAUAUUUUGGAGGCUUUUCAUCACAAUGGCACCUGAACCAUUCUGGGGUAAUCCAAUAGGUAAGGUGACUGGAACGAAAAGACACUUGUCUGAAUGUGCAUGGUUUAUGAUAAUUAAUUUGAUCACGUAUAUUAUUUUCAAGAGAUUUGAUAUAAAAUGGGAAUCUGAAACUACUGUACAGCAUAUCAUUUGGUAA
Messenger RNA from Kluyveromyces lactis, 1602 nucleotides. RefSeq names its product dolichyl-P-Glc:Glc(2)Man(9)GlcNAc(2)-PP-dolichol alpha-1,2- glucosyltransferase (gene DIE2). NCBI's taxonomy places the organism in Eukaryota, Fungi, Ascomycota, Saccharomycetes, Saccharomycetales, Saccharomycetaceae. Gene Ontology annotation, cellular component: endoplasmic reticulum. The transcript has a single exon. The coding region runs from base 1 to 1602 and encodes 533 amino acids. Gene Ontology annotation, molecular function: dolichyl pyrophosphate Glc2Man9GlcNAc2 alpha-1,2-glucosyltransferase activity. Gene Ontology annotation, biological process: dolichol-linked oligosaccharide biosynthetic process; protein N-linked glycosylation. The record is from RefSeq and is a predicted model, not a curated record.